Molecule: messenger RNA, 714 nt
Organism: Coprinopsis cinerea okayama7#130
Lineage: Eukaryota; Fungi; Basidiomycota; Agaricomycetes; Agaricales; Psathyrellaceae
Exons: 2
Coding region: 1-714 (237 amino acids)
Source: RefSeq, a predicted model, not a curated record
AUGGACAGCCUUCCCGAAGAGCUUCUUCACGGAAUAAUCAGAGACUGCUUGUUCACAGGCUAUUCUACUCUCGUCUAUCGCGCCUUGUGGCCCCUCCGAAUGCGCCGGAGGGAGGGUAUCGGUUACUCACUGGUGUGCAAGCGCUGGUACCGUAUCACUGUUCCGUUACUUCUGGAGACAACCCUAGUCGACUCGAAACACGAGGCAGAGAGGCUUGCGACAAUGCUCAGCCACGACAAACUGCUAGGACGAUGUGUUAAAAGGCUCCGGUUUGAAGGGGCCUAUGGCCAAGCAGCAUUCAAGAUACUGCAAGCGAUCCCAAACCUGACGCAUAUUUGCGUUUCACUUAGCAUUUCAUCCAGGGACAACGUCAAGGGCCUGUGCAAAGGACUUCGGAUUAUCAAUCCGGAAUUCGUAGCCCUACGAGACCCAAAUGUGAAAGCAAACAAGCAGGUACGGGAACUUGUCAGCGUUCUCAUCGAAUGCAUGACAGUGACCUGGUCCAACAUGCGCUCAUAUGAUCACGCCUACGAGGAGCGCGAUAUAGGCGGAUUUGAUUGUCCCGAAGUUCCCGCCCGCAAACAACGCGCGAUUGCUUUGGCAGAUGCCAUUUCCCGUGUACCGAAUUUACACACUGUCUGGGUACCAGCAGCGUGGACCACCCACGUUCCGUACAGCAUAGUAUUCAGCGCCGCGAGGAAUCCUGCAGUUUAG